This is a messenger RNA of Sebastes umbrosus (honeycomb rockfish), 1419 nucleotides long. Its product is annotated as D(5)-like dopamine receptor. Gene Ontology annotation, molecular function: G protein-coupled receptor activity. Gene Ontology annotation, cellular component: membrane. NCBI's taxonomy places the organism in Eukaryota, Metazoa, Chordata, Actinopteri, Perciformes, Sebastidae. The transcript is spliced from 2 exons. Gene Ontology annotation, biological process: adenylate cyclase-activating adrenergic receptor signaling pathway. The record is from RefSeq and is a predicted model, not a curated record. The coding region runs from base 1 to 1419 and encodes 472 amino acids.
AUGGAGAGCUUUUAUAAUGAGAGCCAGAACCAGAACCAGGAGCACCUGGACCGGUACCGGGUGGUCACAGCAGCGGUGUCGGACAGCUCCGGACCGGGUGGAGGUGUCAGCCUCCGCGCGCUGACCGGCUGCGUCCUGUGCGUCCUGAUCGUCUCCACGCUGCUGGGCAACACGCUGGUGUGCGCCGCGGUCAUCAAGUUCCGCCACCUGCGCUCCAAAGUCACCAACUCGUUCGUGAUCUCUCUGGCGGUGUCCGACCUGUUCGUGGCCGUGCUGGUGAUGCCCUGGAGGGCGGUGUCCGAGGUCGCCGGCGUCUGGCUCUUCGGCCGCUUCUUCUGCGACACCUGGGUGGCCUUUGACAUCAUGUGCUCCACCGCGUCCAUCCUCAACCUGUGCGUCAUCAGCAUGGACCGCUACUGGGCCAUCUCCAGCCCCUUCAGGUACGAGCGCAAAAUGACGCGCAGGUUCGCCUACCUGAUGAUCGGCGUCGCGUGGACUCUCUCCAUCCUCAUCUCCUUCAUCCCCGUGCAGCUCAACUGGCACCGCGCGCACCCGGACGAGGACAACCCGGAGGACUGCAACGCGAGCCUGAACCGGACCUACGCCAUCUCCUCGUCUCUCAUCAGCUUCUACAUCCCCGUGGUGAUCAUGGUGGGCACGUACACGCGCAUUUUCCGCAUCGCACAAACCCAAAUCAGACGCAUCUCGUCUUUGGAGAGGUCCCGUGCGCAAAACCAGCGCCACCGGCACCGCGCGUCAACGCACGACGAGAGCUCUCUGAAAACCUCUUUCAAGAGAGAAACCAAAGUGCUGAAGACUCUGUCCAUCAUCAUGGGAGUGUUCGUGUUCUGCUGGCUGCCGUUCUUCGUGCUGAACUGCGUGGUUCCGUUCUGCGACCCGGACCAGCUCGGAGAGCCGCCGUGCGUCAGCGACACCACCUUCAGCAUCUUCGUGUGGUUCGGCUGGGCCAACUCAUCCCUGAACCCGGUCAUCUACGCCUUCAACGCGGACUUCAGGAAGGCCUUCUCCACCAUCCUGGGCUGCAACAAGUACUGCUCCUCCUCCGCGGUGGAGGCGGUGGACUUCAGCAACGAGCUGGUGUCUUAUCACCACGACACCACCAUGCAGAAGGAGGCCUGCGGGGCCAUGCAGAGGGAGGCCUGCGGGGCCAUGCAGGGCCCUGGAGGCCAGAGACUCAUGCCACCGCCGCCACCGCUGCAGCACACAGAUGGAGAUCUGGAGCAGAACUUUGUCAAAGUUUCUGUCAUUUCUGAUGAUUCCCGCAACCACAGCAACUUACUGCUGCCCGCCAUCCUGCAGUACGAGUGCGAGGCGGAGAUCUCUUUAGACAUGUUGCCCUUCAGCUCCUCCGGACCCAACGACUGUUAUGUGAUCCCCGGUCAGAUCCAGGACCUGUGA